Molecule: messenger RNA, 2894 nt
Organism: Varanus komodoensis (Komodo dragon)
Lineage: Eukaryota; Metazoa; Chordata; Lepidosauria; Squamata; Varanidae
Gene: PIP4P1
Product: phosphatidylinositol-4,5-bisphosphate 4-phosphatase 1
Exons: 7
Coding region: 36-884 (282 amino acids)
Biological process (GO): phosphatidylinositol dephosphorylation
Cellular component (GO): late endosome membrane; lysosomal membrane; phagocytic vesicle membrane
Molecular function (GO): phosphatidylinositol-4,5-bisphosphate 4-phosphatase activity
Source: RefSeq, a predicted model, not a curated record
AGAGCAGGGUGGUUGCAGUCGCGCCAGGAGCAGCGAUGGCUGCGGACGGUGAACGGUCCCCGCUGCUCCCCGUCGACUCCGGGGAUGGAGGCGGCCUCGGCCCUGCAGGGUUGGUGGGCCCCGCGGGGCUCGUGUCGGGCCCCUCUUCGAACCCGCCCGGGAAGCCAAACCCGCCCCAGGGGUUUCCUUCCUUCGGUGGGGUCAACGAUGCAGGCCAAGCGGCCGUGUUGCCCGGAGAGGAUCCCCCACCCUACUCGCCCAUGGCAUCUCCAGAGAGUGGUAGCGCUCCCAUGAUCACUUGCCGGGUCUGCCAGAGCCCCAUCAAUGUGGAAGGCAAGAUGCAUCAGCAUGUAGUGAAAUGCAGUGUCUGCAACGAGGCCACGCCAAUCAAAAAUGCCCCAGCGGGUAAAAAAUACGUGAGGUGCCCCUGCAACUGCCUCUUGAUCUGCAAGGUGACGUCACAGCGGAUCGCCUGUCCUCGGACGUACUGCAAGAGGGUUAUUAACCUGGGCCCGGUGCACCCUGGGCCUCGGAGUCCUGAGCCCCAGCCCGUUGGUGUGCGCGUCAACUGUGGGCACUGCAAGAACAACUUCCUGUGGACAGAAUUCACAGACCGCACCUUAGCCCGAUGUCCGCACUGCCGUAAAGUCUCCUCCAUUGGGCGCCGCUACCCCCGAAAGAGAUGCUUCUGCUGCUUCCUGUUAGGUGUCCUAAUGGCUGUGACAGCAACGGGGCUUGCGUUCGGCACCUGGAAGAAAGCUCAGCAGUACGGUGGCAUCUACGCAGCUUGGGCGCUCGUGAUCUUUUUGGCUUUGGUCUGCCUUGGCAGAGCGACGUACUGGGCCUGCAUGAGGGUCAGCCACCCCGUCCAGAACUUCUCCUGAGCGCCCCCGCAGUUCCAGCUGCUGCUGCUCCCAGCACAUCACAUGCCAAGACCUAGCCCUGCCUGCCCCCCGUUUUUUUUUUCUUGUGUCUCCACUUCAGGGCUGGCACCGUCCGUGCCCCUUUCCCACUGUGCCAAGCAUCCCACGUUGUCAUCUCCACGGCUGCUGCAGUCCCUGCCUGCGAGGUGGGCCGGGGUGGCGUUGAAACCUACCGGCUGGGAUCCCAAAGAACUCUGAACGCGGAAACCGGGGGCUACCCCAGUGCUGGCAGAGCUCCUGCUGAAGCGCAGAGGCAGCAAAAACCCGACGGGACCAAUUCCAAGAGGAGCUUGGGUGUGCCUGGUUGUACUGGGGCCAAGAAAUCGGUGCUGGUUUGUGGCUUAGUGCUUCUUUCCUGGGGGAGACGUGGAAACCACGGUGACUGUGCUGGGGUCUGUGCACAACAGGGGACAGGAGGUACAAGACAGGUGCUUAGCUGGAGAGGGGUCAGUCCCAAAUGGAAAUCCCUACUGUGAUGAGCUUGACUCUUUGUGGAUACACUACAAUGAUUCAGCUGGGAUACUUGACAAGGUGAUGCCGUACGAUUUGUUAGCGGUUCCUACUUCUACGUUCCUGGCCGGAGCUGAAGGCAAAAUGAGCUCCAAGGGCUCACCGCUGCAUCGAUUCGUUCUCUUCUCAGUUUCUUGCACAUGCUUUGUGAUUUGAGGCAGCUGUCGAGAUGGCUGAAGCUUUGCGAGUUGAGGCAUCUUGUACAUUCCUUCCAUGGUGAGUUGGAGCAAGACGUGUCGGAAAUUAACAUACCGUUUGCUGGUUCUUAGAGAACGCCGUCACUUGACUGCCCGUAACCAUGCACUGUGACCUCUGGCGCUCUGACUCCUCUCCCAGUUCUGGGUUUCUCCCAUCCAAAAAACUCUUGCCACUUAACGCGUAUGGAGUUGACCUCUGUGUCCCAUCCCACCUGUUCCGUGACCAGCAACUGUCCCAAAAUCCAAAAGAAUCCAAGGUUCUCUGAGAACUUUUCUCUCCAGGGACUUUUUUGUUUGCUUUUAUUUCCCUCUGUCCUCCUUUCUUUGCCAGGUCCCUGGUGAAGGAACCUUCCCUUGCACCCAGCAAAAACCAAAAUUUUUCUUAGACAUUUGGAUGAGGGACCAAUGCCACUGAUUUGGACAUGCCUUGAAAUCCACUGUGCCCUGAGACUGCUGAGCUUAAACCCACAUAUGCUGGGGUUGAAUUUCCUUUCCCUUCCCUGUCGGUGGUUUGACACUGGACAACCAAGCCCUUUCCACUCUCAAAUUGUCAACUUGUCUGUGCCUGGCUUCUACAACUUGGAACCCUCCAAAUCUGUUGGACUACAGCUCCUAUCACCCCCAGUGAUGGGAGUUGUACUCAGCAUGCCAGGAGGAAGGCCAGGUUGGGGAAAAAGUCUGCUUUUCCUUUCCAGCUUGAUUUUGGCCUUCAUUUUAGUCUCUGCUGUUUUUUUCCUUCCUCCUCCCCUGGAGAUGCUACAUGGUUUAAACCUGUCCUUUGCCUCAACCAUUUGAAGUCUGCGUGAGAUGCUUACGGUACAGAAACUCGCCUCUGCUGUAAGGUGCAUAAGGAGGGGCAUCCUGGCAGGAAGUAUGCUGGUGACUGGAAAUCUCUCUUCACAGCCUUUCCUAUAAGUCUGUCUGGGCCUUUAUCAGUGGGGUGGCAAGCCCUCAGCUUCAGCCCCUGCCUCUACUUCUUUCUGAACCCCCUGGCUUUGAGCUUGUAGCCUCGAAUGUGUUGCAGCUGCAGCUUGUAUAUAAAGAUGCUCUGUGUGUAAAUAGCGCUAUUUAAACUCCCUCUCCCCUGUGGUGGCUUGCCUGCCUGCCUGCCUGUGUCCUUUGGCCUGGGUGCCUGUACUUUCUCCUGUCUCCCCCCUUUCUUCAGUCAUAAUGAAACGUGUCUGCUACCUUCUUCCUUUUCCCCACAGCCAAAGGAGGAACAAAGAAAUGACUGGCUGGUUGUAAAUAAAGUAGAUAUUCCAUA